Messenger RNA from Acipenser ruthenus (sterlet), 2327 nucleotides. RefSeq lists its product as uncharacterized. NCBI's taxonomy places the organism in Eukaryota, Metazoa, Chordata, Actinopteri, Acipenseriformes, Acipenseridae. The record is from RefSeq and is a predicted model, not a curated record. The transcript has 6 exons. Bases 1183 to 1833 code for a protein of 216 amino acids.
ACAUCACCAACCACAUUCUUCAAUGUAAAUGCUGCAUUAGGAUUUCCAGAUCUGAUUGCAUGUGAUCGAGUUACUGAGGAAUCAUAAUGCCAUGUAAAUGUACUGACUGUCUGAAUGGAUUUGAUAUCGGCUUGUCAUUCAACCUGAAAUUACCUCAGCAGUGAAAAUAGGGAGAGGCAAUCCGUAGCUUUCAGGCUUUGUUGUACUGUUCAAAUCUUUUUAUUCCUACACUUCCUUCAACAUUUAUCAAAAAGUACAGGGUUGAUAAUCGUCUAUUGUUUUAACAUUAAGUGCCAUAUAGUAGAUGCCUAGAAAGCAGAUAGAUUCAAAAGUAGAUCGAUUCAUUUCCUGAUUUGUUUAAAUGUGAACAAGAGCUGCUAUUGGAAUUAUAUUGUAUACUACAUGGAUCUUAACUUCAUUAAUACUGUAUGUAGCCUGGUUACAUCAAGGAUAAUAAGGGUGGUUAAAACAAAGGUAAAAGGUGACAAAUUGGAAUGCAAACCUGUUGAAGUAAACAAUUUAAAUGUGGCACCCGACACCACUGAUGCCAAAUGCAUUUUCCCUGUGUUGUGUUGGAAGUGGGUUUGAGGUGUUUUAACAUGAUGUAAAUCCUAACUGAAAAGCCCCUCUUUUUCAGAGGCUGUCUCCCAGCCUGUGGUACACUCCACCUGUCUGUCCCAAGGGAAGGUGCUGCUGGUCUGCACAGUGGAUAAAGGGGAUAAUGCUUCAUUUAACUGGAGUUUAGAAGGAGUGCCGCUGAAUACCAGCCUUGCUUACUUUAGUGAUGAAGAACAUGUUGUAAUAUUGAAGAAGCAUGUCUCUGGUAAUCUUGUCUGCAUUGCUACAAACCAAGUCAACACAAACCAGAGUGACUCUGUGAUAUCAAACUGCUCAGAGCCUGUCUCUAAGCCUGUGGUACACUCCACCUGUCUGUCCCAUGGGGAGGUGCUGCUGGUCUGUACAGUGGAUAAAGGAGAUAAUGCUUCAUUUAACUGGAGUUUAGAUGGAGUGCCGCUGAAUACCAGCCUUGCUUAUUUCAGUGAUAAAGAACACGUUGUAAUAUUGAAGAAAAAUGUCACUGGAGAUCUUGUCUGCAUUGCUAAAAACCAAAUCAAUGAAGAGAAGAGUGAUUCUGUGAAGUCAAACUGCUCAAGUUCUGAACCCAAGAUUAAUCCAACAUCUAUGCCCAAUCUAGAGACCCAGUUCCAUUGCACCCUGGAGAAUGGGACCCUUAUCAAAUUAUCUGGGGGCAAAGAAGGAGAGGCUUUUCAGUUCUUAAUCAAUAAGAGCAUGAUAAUAAUAAACUAUACAAAUGGGACUGCAUUUUGCAGUCUACAAACCUGCUCUUCAAAUUGCUCUGGUAAUUUAACCACAGAGCCUGGUGAUGCCAGUAAUGCAGAAGAUGCCGAUAUUCUUAAAUAUGUCCUUGGUGGAAGUGCUCUUCUUGUGAUCGUCAUGCUUUCAUUUACACUCUUGUGUAUGUGUAAGAAUAAAAAAAGGAAGGAGAAUGCCCAUUCGGUGAUUACACAAAACAGGAGUGAUGAACAGCACGUUUCCCUAUCCACAAUGAUACCAGAGACUGCAAGCACAGCAAUCCAAGAUGACCAGGUUUAUACUCAGGUUGUUAAUAAAGGUGGAAAAAAGAAAUCCAAAUGCAAGCCUAAAGAGGACGGUGAGCUGGUUUACGCCCAGGUUGUUAUAAAAGAAGGCAAGAAGAAACCUAUUCAUGACGAAUCUGUGGUUUAUGAUGAAGUUAAGGGGAAAGACAAGAAUAAUCAACAACAGGAUGACAGCGUGGUUUAUGCUGCUAUUAACAAACAAAGAAAUAUAUAAUUGAAGGCAUUGUUUUUAUAUAUAUAUAUAUAUAUAUAUAUAUAUAUAUAUAUAUAUAUAUAUAUAUAUAUGUGGGUGUAUCUGUAAGGAAUAAACCAUGACAGGCUGUUCAGUUCUCAUGAAAUAUAUACACGCAUGGAUGGUGAUUUUUGUGUUUCUUAGUUCUUUGCAUAAUAAUUAAAACAUUGUGUUUUAAUGUUUUGAUAAGUCAGUUUUAACUUUCUUUGGCUUUAAGUUUAGGAGCUUCUAUUCAGUUCUAGUUGCUGUUUUGUUUUUACAUAUAAAGUUUGUAUCUAAAAUAUGCAAAGCAAUUGCAUUAAGUGUAUUAAUAAAGUUUUUUUUAUUUUCAUUUUUCUUUUUUUUAAGUAGAUGUGUUUCCUAAUGUGUGUUGUAUACUUUUCUGGUAUUUUCUGAAGUUGAUUGCUGUAAAAUAAUACUCCAUUGCAGUCACACAUUUGUAAUUUAAACUUGGUUAUAUUAAACAUGGCUGACUA